Mercurialis annua (annual mercury) is the source of this 1476-nucleotide messenger RNA. Its product is annotated as gibberellin 2-beta-dioxygenase 8. Bases 180 to 1226 code for a protein of 348 amino acids. The record is from RefSeq and is a predicted model, not a curated record. NCBI's taxonomy places the organism in Eukaryota, Viridiplantae, Streptophyta, Magnoliopsida, Malpighiales, Euphorbiaceae. The transcript has 5 exons.
UCUCAUCAUCUUCAUCAUAAUCUCCCGACACCAUGGCUGAUCAUUAUUAUUUUGAUGAUGGGGUGCCUCUCUUUUCUCACCCUAUAAAAUAUCUCCUCUCCAAACUUACUGGACUACACAAAAAUUCUUCUCCUCCUUCUCUCUAAGUACUGACAAAAAGAUUAACAAGAAAAGCAAAAAUGGUGGAAUCAGAUAAACUCAUGAACCAGUCUCUAACCAUGGACACAGAGCCACCUUUUCACAAGAUCUAUCGGACACUUCUAGACAACAAACCAAUGCUUGAAGACUUAAAUAUUCAGACAUCAACCGUCGAAGGAUGCGAACUUCCAUUGAUUGACAUUAGUCGUUUAUUAAAGGCGGACAACGACGACGAAAUGGAGAAAGAAAAGUGCAAAGAAGAGAUAGCUAGGGCUUCUCAAGAAUGGGGAUUCUUCCAAGUUGUGAAUCAUGGGAUUUCACGUGAGAUUUUGGAGAAGAUGAGACAAGAACAAGUUAAGCUUUUCAGACAGCCGUUUGAUCGUAAGAGUAAAGAAGACAAGUUCUUGAAAUUUUCUUCUGGCACUUACCGUUGGGGAACUCCGACAGCUACUUGUUUAAGUCAGAUGUCUUGGUCUGAAGCUUUUCAUAUUCCUAUGACUGAUAUUUCUGCUAAUAAUGGGUUCACUACUUUCAGUUCGACAAUGGAGCAAUUUGGUACAACAAUUGCGAAUUUAGCACAAAAAUUAGCAGAAAUUUUGGCGGAGAAAUUGGGCCAAAAAUCAACAUUCUUCAAAGAAAAUUGUUUGCCGAGCACCUGCUAUCUAAGACUGAAUAGGUACCCGCCAUGUGAAAUUCCUGCCGAAGUAUUUGGGCUGAUGCCGCACACAGACAGUGAUUUUCUCACAAUUCUGCACCAAGACCAAGUUGGAGGAUUGCAACUAGUCAAAGAUGGCAAAUGGUUCGCUGUUAGACCUAAUCCUGAAGCUCUAAUUAUAAAUAUCGGAGACUUGUUUCAGGCUUGGAGCAGUGAUGUUUAUAAGAGUGUUGAACAUCGAGUGGUGACCAAUCCACGAGUUGAAAGAUUCUCGACAGCUUAUUUCUUCUGCCCUUCAUAUGAUACAGAAAUAAAAAGUGGGUGUGAGCCUUCAGUUUAUAAGAAAUUUAGCUUCAAAGAGUACAGAGAGCAAGUCCAGAAAGAUGUUCAAUUAUUUGGUCAUAAAGUAGGCCUCCCUAGAUUUCUUGUAUAAGUCCAAUUUAAUACUUUGUCUUUUUUCAUAUAUAUAAAUAUAUAAAUAUCAAUUAGGUUUCUGGUUUUCUUCAAAAAGAAAAGAAAAUUUAGAGAGAAGAUUGGUAUUAAUUUGUUUUGUUUCGAUUGGGAAAUAGAAUAGCCGUUUUUAGCAUAUGAUUAGAUUCUAAAGUUGAAUCAAUCUAUAUGUAUUAUAGAUUAUAGAAGUAGGAACCUUGGGAAAUUAAUGAUUAUUGGUUAUAUUUUAUCUA